ACUGGAGCCCGAAGGCAGCAGCUGCCGCCUGCAGAGAGAUGAACUGUGGUUCUGCUGUUUUAACACGGAGCCACAGUGAGUCCUCAGAGUGUCCAGUGUGGAGCGUCAACAGUGACUGUGUGGAGGCUGGAUGGAGGCUGAGGGAGUGCUCCACGUUGUCCAUGUCCUCCUCCAUCGUGGAGCUUGUCUGCUCAGACCUGCUGGUUCAGCCAAUCAUCACUGUGUCGACCGUGGACAGGGUCUCCAAGGCCCAGCAGCAGGGGUUUCGGGUGUCCUGGCGCUCCAGCUUCGCCCUCAGCUGCUCCAUCCAGCCUCAGUACCGAGGAGGCUCCUUCCAGCUCACCUUCACCUCCUCCAGCACCACGAUCAACCACACCCAGCCAGCUGUCAAUCACUCUGCCCGCUUCCUGUUUCCUGCUGCAGACCACACCCACCAAGGCAGCUACAGCUGCGUUUAUCACGUCCACGUGUUUUCCCACAACUUCUCGUCUGAGAGCCGCCGGCUGUCUCUGGCUGUGUCAGAUCCAACAGUUUUCUUCAUCAGACUGCUCCUGCUGCUGCUCAGUCUGCUGCUCUUCACAUCACUCAUCUGGUUCAGCCACAAGACCGCCAGGGAGUCGGCGUCCGCAGGAGGACGUGGAGGCGGAGCAGCUCGCCGUCUGCAGAGCCGAAGAAGAAGCAGGACCCUCCAAGUAGAGCUGCAGCCCACCGCCAUGUCCACUGCUGGGGAUGUCCUGGAGGAGCCGCUCAGCCGCUCGGCUCGCAAUGUCAGAAAACUGUAAAAAAAAAAGUGGAUCAGAGUUUGUUUAAAUGUCGUGUUUUGUCCAAAGAUGUUCAGUUUACUGGCGCAGAGGAGGAAAGAAACCAGAAAAUAUUCACAUUUCAAAGCUUGAAUGACAGUUUAGACUGUUGGUUAUUUAAACAGCGACUCUGAUCAUGUAGUUGGUCAUUAACGGAAGAACCAGCGACUGAUCGAUGUCCGAGCGCUUCAGGACGGACUCAGAUCCUUUACUUCAGCAGAGUACAAAUAUGUAUUGUUACUCCAGUACAAGUAUUCAAGUAAAAGUACACAGGUCAUUAUUACUUUUGCGUCACUGCAUAUCUGUUUUUACUGUUUCAUUAUGACCUGUUUCUUAAAGCAGAUGAUUUUUUAAAUCAUUUUUGUAUUUUCUCUUUGAUUGAUUGGUUUGUAAAGAUGAACACCCCAUCAUAUGACUGGUAAUGAAAAUGUCUCCUGUUGUGUGUUUCUGUUCAUGAUCAUUUGUUCUUUUUCUUUACUACAUUUAAAUCAGCAUAAAAAUAUCAGUAUAAUAAUAUAGAAAUGUUAUUGAGCAGCUUUUUCCUGUGUUCUCAAGUUACAGAUAAUGUUUAAUAAAAAAAAAGACAGAAAGCUCUGUGUUGUAACAACCGUUUGUUCUUUGACGGUGCGACCAGCUCGACUUUUCCUCUUGUGUGUGUUUCACUGGUCAGAACGGCGUCGCUGUGCAGCUUCAUGGAACCAAACAUGUUGCAUCAGGACAGACGUGGUCAGUGUCUGUAUUAAAACAUUCACGCAGGUCCUAUUCAGGUCUACUUGACUCUGUCGUGUUCACACAUUCUGGACCGACAACUUCUGACCUUCACAAAAUGGCGGCUGCAGGCUACGUUUCAAUGCGAGCUAACUGCUGAAGCGGAGCAGCCCAGAGCUGCUAACGUCAGACUUCACACAUUUCAUAUGUGGAUUGGGUUUUGAAAGUAAUUGCACAUCUUUUCAUAAUUAGCCUAAAUUGAUACGGGAACGUAUUUCAUAUUAUAUGCGUAUACUUUCAUUUGCCAAAUAUAGAUUAUAAAA
Stegastes partitus (bicolor damselfish) is the source of this 1831-nucleotide messenger RNA. RefSeq lists its product as uncharacterized. The coding region runs from base 39 to 782 and encodes 247 amino acids. NCBI's taxonomy places the organism in Eukaryota, Metazoa, Chordata, Actinopteri, Pomacentridae. The record is from RefSeq and is a predicted model, not a curated record. The transcript has 4 exons.